This is a messenger RNA of Armigeres subalbatus, 1812 nucleotides long. RefSeq names its product probable ATP-dependent RNA helicase DDX28 (gene Dbp21E2). The record is from RefSeq and is a predicted model, not a curated record. Bases 105 to 1631 code for a protein of 508 amino acids. Gene Ontology annotation, molecular function: mRNA binding; ATP binding. Lineage: Eukaryota; Metazoa; Arthropoda; Insecta; Diptera; Culicidae. The transcript is spliced from 2 exons.
UAUAGGAAUCAAAACAAAAACAUUAAAAACGGUGAAUAACGCCGAACGCAUGGCGAAAACUGGUCAAAGUUAUUUAUUAUUCCAUUUCGAUAAAUUUACGUGAAAUGCUUAAAACCGUAAAAGUAUUGUUCGCGUUCCGAACCAAAUUCUCAUCUGCAGCGGUUUUAUCCGCAACAACAUCUCGGAAACCAAUUAUCACCUGUAAGCGCAUACAGCACAAUUUGUUCGACGAAAAUCUUCCACCGCGCACGGAUGGCACCGGUGGUAAAAAGUUUGGCGAUAUUCCUCUCACAUCUUCGGGUUGGCGGCACCGAAAAUCAGCUGGUGAUUAUUUCAUCAUUCAUCCUGUGCAGCAACCAUUUGAAACGCAUGCACUGAGCAACGUUACAUUUCAAAGCCAUGGAAUCCGGGAUGAGUUAGUCCAAAAUUUGCGCGAAAAGGGAGUACUUUACCCUACCAAGUACCAGGCCGAAGGAAUUCCGACGAUUUUAGACGGAGGACAUACUUUGCUUGCUGCAGAAACUGGCUGUGGAAAGACGUAUACCUACUUGGUUCCUAUAUUGGAACAAAUGCUGAGACGGAAACUUAAUUCUAACGAAAGAGAUUUCAAUACGCCCUUAAUGCUGAUAUUAACCCCUGGAAGGGAGUUGGCUCAGCAAAUUGGCCGAGUCGUGGAGGGAUGUACACAAGGUUUGGAUAUAAAAUCACGCGUGUUACUGGGCGGCAAAACCAGACAACAAAUGCUGAAUCCCCAUUUCGAGGAUAUCGACAUCCUGAUAUCGAGCUUUGGGGUGAUCAGUAAACUUGUGUCCAGUGGAAUAUACAGAACAGAUGCUGUCCGAUGGGUAGUUUUGGACGAAGCCGAUACGCUUCUGGAUGAUAGUUUUAACGCCAAACUUCUUCAUUUGAUGAAACGCUUUCCAUUUCAUAAGAAUCACCUUCAAGAUAUUGGAGACAAAAUUCAAGGGACCCAGCUCAUUUUGGCCGCUGCAACCAUGCCUUCUAACAUGGACGAAUUGCUCAGUCGAAUAGUAAACGUUGAAACAAUCGAAGAAGUUGUUAGCCCACAUUUGCAUCGGCUGCUUUCCCAUGUUCCACAGCGGUUCUUGCGGGUUAAUAAAUCGGACCGACCGAACAUUCUGCUGGAUUUGUUAAAAAAGGAAGCGAAACUGAAUCGGCCUGUAAUCAUAUUCAGCAACAAGACUCCCACUUGCGACUUCAUCUCGAUACAUCUGAACGAAGCCGGAGUACCUUGCGUAAAUCUGAACGGCGACAUGUUGCUCAAACUUCGCUUAGGGCAGUUUGAAAAAUUCCAACAGGGAGAAGUGAACAUCCUGUCGACAACCGACGUUGCCAGCCGAGGAUUGGAUACGACACGGGCUGGCCACGUAAUCAAUUUCGAUUUUCCCCUGUACGCCGCAGAUUACAUCCACCGCAUCGGUCGGAUAGGGCGUGUCGGAAGCCGAAACGACUGCCUGGUUACCAAUAUGGUUUCGAGCCAGGCGGAAAUUGGGGCAGUUCAGCGAGUGGAGCAUGCCGCUCGGACCAACAAUCCACUGGCUAAUGUGGAUGCUAAUGUGAAGGGCAUCAUCCGGCGGAGAAUUCAGCGAACCUUGGAGGAAAGUUCUUGAAGUAGUGCAGAUGCUAUAGGUAUUUCUUGCUAACUGUAUGAAACGUUCAGGCUGUGUAGUUAUUCCCGCUUAUUGAAUCCACCAUGUGCUACUGUUGCGGAGACGAAAAACAAGCUAGAUCCAAAUUGAAGUGGUAGAAUUAAAAAUGGAAAAAAUAAAAAUUCCUGCAAUAGUUACCCGA